This is a messenger RNA of Suillus subaureus, 597 nucleotides long. RefSeq lists its product as uncharacterized. The record is from RefSeq and is a predicted model, not a curated record. NCBI's taxonomy places the organism in Eukaryota, Fungi, Basidiomycota, Agaricomycetes, Boletales, Suillaceae. The coding region runs from base 95 to 343 and encodes 82 amino acids. The transcript has 5 exons.
CCUUGCUGGUUAUUCGGACCUGGGCGUUCUGGCAAAAGAGUAAAAAAUACUGAUCGGGUUAUUGGUUUAUAGUGUGUUGACAAUUGCCGCUGCCAUGGCCGUAGACCUCAGCCCUACAAUGUUGAUUCCAGGAGAGGAACCCCCCCUGGGAACCUGUUACUUUCAGAGCACACGCAACGCUGCGCUCGUAUACGUUUUCUUGGCGAUGUUUGAAUGCGUGAUAUUGAUCCUUACCGUAUAUAAGAGGGUCCACGAUUAUCAAGACUUCCAAAGCGGAAUUAUAGUAACCCUAUACUACGAUGGCAUGAUUUACAUGUUGUGCAUCCUCAGUGCGUGGAAAUAGUUGGCUCUCGAGAUAUUAUUGAGUAACGCGUUUUGGAAGCUAUCACAAUCGCCAAUGUUAUCAUUGGAACUGCACUUGCGAGCGCUUAUAGCAAUAUGCUUGAUACGUACGUCACUGAUUGCACUCUGGCUGCUAGUUGAUCCCGAACCCACUGCACUAGGCUACAGCUGGUCAGUCACAGCGUCCUGGCAUCGCGAAUUCUAUUUCGCCUUCGACAUAGAAACGCGCGUGUCCACGAAUCGUCCAUGUCAGAC